AUGGACUCUCUUGAAGUAAAAGUCAUCGCAGGAGUUGUGGUGGGACUUUUUGGUCUGAUUAUCGUGUACGGUGCUUUAAAAAUUCACAAUAAGCUAUUACACGCAAAAAUGGAGAAGACGGCGCGUAAAGAAAUACAAAUGAACAAUCCGCAUCGAUACUAUUACCUAUUACUAUUCGACGGUGAUAGUGAAAAACUGUCCAGUUUCAAAGACAGUGUAAUAUUUUUAAAAUCAGUUACACAAGAAGCAAAUCUCCCAACACUCAAACUUUUCAUUUUAACGAGAAUUUCAGGCAAGGCUCGCGAUGCAUUGCUUACCGAUAUUGGAAACAAAUCAAUCGAUGAAAUAAUCGACUUAAUAACCCAAAGUUGUGACAGCAAAACAACCUCAGAUCAGGUUCUUCCUAAGUUAAAGGCUAUAAAAAGGGGAACAGCCAGACAACGAUACUGCGAAGAAAUUGAAUCGCGUUGCAGCCAAUUAUCAAGAACAUACGUUAAAGAGGGCAUCCCACAAGUUACUGCCAAGAAAAUAGCUACGAAAGCAGGCGUGGACACGUUGAUUAAAACCGUCUCCACAGAAAAUGCGAAAAUUGUUCUACAGGCUGGCUCAUUUCCAACAAUCGAGCAAGCCAUUCAAAAACUUAACGAGCUACCGGAUAAUACCGAAAGCAACGAUGUCAACCACAUUUUUAAUAUAAACGCAAACCAAAAAAGAUAUCAGAACUUUAACCAACGUCAGCGAGGAAACUGGAAGAGAGGUGUGAAUAGUAACAACAACAAUUUUGCACGCCGUUGUGGCAUCUGCAUCACAGAUGUCAUCGAUUCUCGUUCGACUAAAGCAGAUCGCAAUUGUUGCGUCCUGCUGAGUCAAAAUUCUACAUGUCCCAUAUUUCUUCAUUGCACCACUCCGGGUCAGAAUUGUUCAACCCUCGUCAGUCAUCGACCGUGCCAUAAUGGUCGAUGUACUGCAUAAUAAAUUUCCAACGAAAGGAUCAAUUUACCAAGUCAAUGUUCUACGCCUGUUUCCAACCGGCGCUGUUCCCAUGCCACAUGAGCGUGCUAACGCUGCAAUGUGCAUUCUCUUUUAAUCAUGUCUCUCUCCUUGUCGUUUUAUGUAUUGAUCACUGAUUGGCUACAAAAUAUAUAAUGACUUCAAAUACCUCCAGGUCACAAGAGUUUAGCUUAAGUCAAAAUGGUUAAAUAAAAUCAAUCAUGGAUGUAAAGUCAUCGAGUGUAGUUCAUUGGAAAAGAACUCCCUAAAUUAUAAACGUAUAUUACAUGGCUGACUGUGGCAAAAGAGCCAUUAGCAAAAGUGAUAAAAAGUUGUAAUUUUACAAACAUUGGUUCAAAGAAACAAACACAAAGCAGUGCAUUUAUUUUUCAAAAUUGUCAUGUGACAGUGAAUCCCCAGUGCGUCAAAAGUGCAUAGAAAAUUACAGUGUGCUCAGCACUCAAAAUUAGUACGAGACAAUGUACAUAAUGCGGGAAAUCCAAAGCAAAGAACCAUGAAAAAUCGAGAAGCAAUUGUGACAGUGCCAGUGUUAAUAAAUAUUGGAUGAUCAAGCAACAGUUAUUUUCGUCGCCAAACAUUCCCAAUGCAAAAGACAAUUAAAUAAAU
Molecule: messenger RNA, 1617 nt
Organism: Armigeres subalbatus
Lineage: Eukaryota; Metazoa; Arthropoda; Insecta; Diptera; Culicidae
Exons: 2
Coding region: 1-972 (323 amino acids)
Source: RefSeq, a predicted model, not a curated record